Arctia plantaginis is the source of this 1773-nucleotide messenger RNA. NCBI's taxonomy places the organism in Eukaryota, Metazoa, Arthropoda, Insecta, Lepidoptera, Erebidae. The record is from the annotation of a GenBank genome assembly.
AUGUCUAGUAAGGCUACUUCAAACAUAACUGUUAAAUGUCUAGAUAUAAACACGUCGAGCCAGCUUCCGGGCACGUCAUUCGCUAUCGAGCUGGCGCCCAGGCAGCCGCUCGCUUCCCGCGCUUUUUACACGUUCCAAAUAAAAAAUUGUGUAAAAUUUAAUUUAAUAAUUAGUGUUUGCGGUUUAACCUCAACAUUAAAAGAAACGAGAAAUAGCAGCAUGCGUCCUUUAUUAUUAGUGUUAUUCGUGGUGGGCCUGUCUAGUGCAAGAUGGGUGAGCAAGGGCCGAUCAAGCGGUCCUAAGGACACAAGUUUCGUGGGAGAAGCUACUAACGAACUCGCUACAGCAAUCUUUCAAGGUUAUAUCGACGAUGACAAGAACAUUGCCUUCUCACCUCUAGGUUAUUCCGCAAUUCUUGCUAUCCUUGCUGAAGGAGCACGCGGAGAGACGAGAGAACAAUUAGUAUCAGCUCUGCACCUUCCGCAGGAUGAUAACUUUACUAGAAAUACUUAUCGGUACAUCAUGGAGAGAUUGAGAAAUACUCAUGAGUACAAAUACAACCAGCCCGAAUUAAAGAAUUACUUCUACAUCUACAAAAACUAUACCAUUAAUGAUGAUUAUAAAAAGAUUUUGGAAGAUUAUUAUUUGACUGAGGUAAGGUCUGUUGAGAGAUACAACCCAGAAUUGGAGAUUCAUGAGGAAGACGAGGAUGAGAAGGGUGAAUUCAUAAUAGAAAUCCCCGAAAAAACUGAAAACAGUAAAAAUGAGGAAAUCCCUGAACUGAUGCCACCUAAAGAGUCUGAUGAGAAAUUAAUUUCGUUUGCUGUCGAAGAUACUCCCGAAAAAGUUGACAUUACCAAGAUGGAUUAUAAGCCUGCUAAGAAUAUUAAAGAAAAAAUCAAGCUGGAGAAAACAUACUCUAAAAAAUCCGAAUCCGAUGAUGAUGAGGAAACCAUGGUUGCCGUUGAAGCUAGAAAUCAUGCCAGGAGCCUCAAAGGAGUCCAUGAGAUACGGGAUGUUUCGUCUAGCCUUUCUGUUAACAGCUUUGGAAAGAAAUCCAUUUCUGAUUCGCUGAUGCUCAUCUUCAACGGCAUGUACUUCCGUGGCUCUUGGAAACAACCAUUUGAUAUCAUCGAUAGUGGUGUAUUCUAUAAGUCUAACACUGAGAAGAAACAAGUGACAAUGAUGAAGACCAAAGGCAGGUUCCAAGUUGCCUCUCUGCCAGAACUGGACGCUGAGGCUAUCAAACUCCCUUACGAUGGUGGACGGUAUGCUCUUCUCUUGGUAGUCCCACGCGCUCGUGAUGGUCUCACUCGCCUUACUGCAGAUCUUCCCAUUGCACCACUCUCGGACAUUCAAGAAAGUAUGAAAGAGAAGGAAGUACAAGUAUGCCUGCCUAUGUUCUCCGUUGAAACCACAACAAAACCGGUCGCUGCUUUGGCUAAGUUUGGUGUUAGUUCGAUCUUCAAUCGGGAUGCAGACUUGACUGGCGUAUCAUCAGAUUUAGGAUUAUUUGUCAAGGAGCUGGUGCAACAUGUCUCGGUGCGCGUUGAUGACACAGAGAGCUCGGCUACUGAGAUGUCAGCUUCCGACACCGUGAUGGAACAAACGAAGAACAUCCCAUUACCACCGCAGAAAUCAAUUCAACGCUUUAGUGUUGAACAUCCUUUCAUUUUCUAUAUCCUCGAUACGCUUGAUAAUCUAAUCGUCGUAGCCGGUAAAGUCAUUGAUCCUGAGAAACCAUUCGCUAUCGGUGAUUCUAUUCCUGUUUAG